Emys orbicularis (European pond turtle) is the source of this 1518-nucleotide messenger RNA. It is a transcript of the gene SAXO4, whose product is annotated as stabilizer of axonemal microtubules 4. The record is from RefSeq and is a predicted model, not a curated record. The coding region runs from base 1 to 1518 and encodes 505 amino acids. The transcript is spliced from 12 exons. Lineage: Eukaryota; Metazoa; Chordata; Testudines; Emydidae. Gene Ontology annotation, molecular function: phosphatase binding.
AUGGGCUCAGAGCUGGGCUGUGUCCUUGCCCCUGCUCUGACAUCACAGUGCCACGGGUAUGAUCUCAUACUCUGUCGCCAGGGAGACACCGGAGGAGCAGCUGAGCCGGGCAGGGUAGGUGGCGGUCUUCUCGUCCCCAUGCUCAGCUGUACUACGUCCUCUGUCUCUAUAGCCACUGGGCAGCCUGCCCCCCAGAGAUCCAGCCCUCCCUCCACCAUGGGGCGCCUCCCCCUGGGCGGUGUCUCGCCCUAUGUGAGGACCAGCGCUGGUGGGAGCGUGGACCCUCUGAAGUUCUACGCCACCAGCUACGGCACGGCUUACGGGCAGGAGCGAUUCCAUCCUCGCAUCGGCCACCACUCCGGAGCCGGGUACAAAUCCAAUUACCGGCCUGUCGUCUCUUACAAGGCCAGCCUGGAUCAAGUGGAUAAUCCAGCCAUGGGACAGCUCCUUCAAGAUAACUAUGACACAGUGACCACCAAGCACUUCCGGUCCCUCCAGCUUCCCGAUGGCAAGUACCCCCUGCCCUGGAGUGUCUACCAGCCGGGGAGCGGGUUUGUUCGAGACAAGCCCAUUUCCUUCCCCACCACCAAAGCCGUUAAGAAAGUCCACUUCAAUACGCGGGACCAGGGGCCACGAGCCAUCACAGGGCUGGAGCCCAGACAACUCCCUGUCCUGCACAAGCCACAGGGGAAAGGCUCUGUUGAGGGGGAGAACGCCAGACACGGCCCUCUCUACAUGUCCACAGAGUAUAACUCCAAGUUCUGCUUCGACAGUCCCAGCCAGCCAGAUUUCUUACAGAGGAAGACGAUAGGAGCCAAGGAGGAGACGGGAUUCACUGAGGGCACCCAGCGGAACCCCAUUGCAAUCCUGCCACCUCCUCUGGGAGAGCCAAGGAGCCAGCCUGGCAUCAGCAUCACCAAGACGGACUUCCUGCCCAGCGCUCUCCCCCAUGGCGAUGAGUUCCUGCCUGUGCUGUCGAAGGGCUCCGAGCGAGAGACGGGAUUCAGCCGGGACAAAGACAACGGCCUCAGUGCCAUGGGCCCGCUGCAUGCAGCACCCCAGCCUGGGGCCGAGGGAUCAGGGCCCCUGAGCCACGCUCAGUUCCGAGGGCUCCAGAGGCCCCUGCAGACCCAGACCAACCUGCUGGGCCGGGAGUACGUGGGGAACAAGGAACUCUCCGGAUUCAGCAUCAACAACAAGAAGUAUGUGACACCUCCUUAUGACCCGGACUUGCCCAACAAGUACCUGAGCAGCUACAACUCCAAGUUUUAUGACAACACCCUCAAGGGGGUGGACCGUGAAGGAUGGACCCACGGAGGAAUCCAGCCUCAACAGCCAGGCGGCUUCGCCACCAACAACCACGUCACUGAACUGGGCAGCGACCCCAAUGCCAUGGAGACCCUGAGACGGGUCCACCCCCAUGUCGGCAGGACGAUUACAACGGUGGACCCGUUCUAUCGCGACACCCCUCACGACAGCCGCUUCUCUGCUCUCUACCAAACCGCCGUACCUGAGUAG